GCGUGGAGUCCAGCCGUCGUCAGUAGAAAAGCUCAGACAGCCAUGGCCGUGCGCACCGUUGGUGGGAUGGACGACGUGGUGGCAUCGAGCAGCCAGCUCGUCUGGAGCCUGGCGCAUCGGACCCUGAGGAGGUGGUACAGCGCUGGGCUGAUGCCGUGCAGACGCUUGCUAGAAGCCUGGUUCAGGAUUGGAAAGUGCUACCAGAUGACCGAGGGCCGUCUGUGUCAGGUUCACCUCCUCGAUGGCAGGAAGCUGGAGCUGCUGGUUCAGCCGAAGCUGUUGUCCCGCGAGCUGUUAGAUCUGGUGGCCUCACAUUUUAACCUGAAGGAGAAAGAAUACUUUGGUUUGAGCUUCAUAGAUGACACUGGCCAGAGUAACUGGCUCCAGCUGGAUCGUAAAGUCCUAGAUCAUGACUUCUCCAAGCCUUCAGGGCCUGCGGAACUCAAGUUCCUGGUGAGGUUUUAUAUUGAAAGAAUCACCUUCUUGAAAGAAAACACAACAGUGGAGCUGUUCUUCCUGAACGCUAAAUCGUUAGUGUUCAAUGAGACCAUCGAAGUGGAAAGUGAAAAUGUUUUCAAGUUAGCCGCAUUCGCAUUGCAGGAGGCCAAAGGAGAAUAUACCAGUGCGGACAAGGCCAGAUCAGACCUCAAGCAGCUCCCACUUCUGCCCACCAAAGUCUUGAGGGAGCACCCGUCUCUCAAUUUCUGUGAGGACAAAGUGAUUGAACACUACACAAAGUUGAAGGGACUGACCAGAGGACAAGCCAUUGUGCAGUAUUUGGCCCUCGUGGAGUCCCUGCCGACGUACGGAGUCCAUUAUUACCCAGUGAAGGAUAAGCAAGGACUGCCAUGGUGGCUGGGAGUCAGCUACAAGGGCAUCGGUCAGUACGAUUUGCAGGAUAAACUGAAGCCAAGAAAGCUGUACCAGUGGAAGCAGUUGGAGAAUUUGUAUUUCCGAGAGAAGAAAUUUGCUGUUGAAGUGAACGACCCGCACAGGAGAACUGUGACCAGGCGAACAUUCGGACAGACCGGUCUGGUUAUUCACACAUGGUAUGCCAGCCACUCUCUGAUUAAAACCAUCUGGGUGAUGGCUAUCAGUCAGCACCAGUUCUACCUCGAUAGGAAGACAAGCAAAUCAAACGUGUCCACAACCAGGAGUUCAGGAGACAUCGCCAUGGACCUCACAGAGAUCAGCGCCCCGCGGAUCAUCAAGCUUUCCACUAUUGAGAGCAGAGACAGGCUCAUCAUGGCCAGCAACGGCAGCCUCAUCUCAGCCGGUUCGGCUGACUCUGAAGUCAGCGACGAGCAGAAGAAGGAGAAGGUUGCAGAGUUGAAAAAGAAAGGGAAACACCUUCAAGACACACUGGCGCAGAAAAUUGAAGAGCUGAAGAAGAUCUGCAUGAGAGAAGCCGAGCUCACGGGCAGGUUGCCGGAUGACUAUCCGUUGGCCACAGGGGAGAAGGCACCUCACGUACGACGGCGUGUCGGGACAGCCUUCAGGCUGGAUGACCUUUUCCCCUAUGACGAGGACCCACAUCUGAGGAAUCUGGAGGGCAUGUUCGCCUUGCAGCAGAAGAUCGUGGAAGCGGCCUUAAAGUUAUCCAACGAGGACGACCUCUGUAAGACGGUGAAGAAAAAGAGGAGAAACAACUGUCUGGAUGCGAUGAGGAAGCUAGAGAGUAUUGAGAAUGAGAUCAACGCCUACAGGAUCAAGAAAGGAAAGGGACCCACCCAGAGAGCCUCACUGAUCUUAGCAGACGAUGUGAACCCUUCAGACCUCAGCUCUCUAUCCGACAGCCUCAAUCUGGAUGAUGAUGAUGAGCUCAUUUCCCAGAGGCAGCGGUCCAGAUCGGUUCAGUAUUCCCCGCGGCCUCACCAUGCUGAUACUCUGGACAUCCACUACAACAACGACCGGCAGGGCUCUGCCAACGACCAGCAUACAGACCGCAGGUUAAAUUACGGCCAACUUCAGGAACCACUCCACUACGGUCUCUGCAAUGCCCCAUCGAGCCACAGCAGCCCGCUCAAACCGGCUUCCAGACAGCCACGUGACGCCCGCAGCAUGCCCCCCACGCCCCUCCUCACCCGCAACGCCUACAGCAGCAACCACCUCAGAUUAGAGGAUGCUCCGCAACAUUACCGCCAGCUCAGCAGCAGUCUGGAGUCCCAGUCUCAGCUCCCCAUAGAGACCGAGCCCCCCGUGCCAACGUUCACCGUGGCCCCGGCCCGACGCAGCAACUGCACCGAGGUCCUCGACGACUGCUCCUCCCACACAAGCCAGUCCAGCAUCGAGCACAGCGUCGCCGGCAACCACGCGCUCCGCCGCAUGGCUCGCGGACGCCACAGGAAAGACCUGUACGCCAACACGGGCAGCAUGCCCAACCUGGCUCAGCCGGACACUCGUUGCCACGCCCACCAGCCGCAGGCCAGACCCACCACGACGGCCUACUACGUGACGGGAUACCCCACUUACACGGAGCCGGAGCCGUACUCCGACCGAGUCUACAUGUACCACAAUGACAGGGAAGGACACUACAGCGUCCAUCCCUCGUACCAGCACGCGCCGACUACGUACCGCGGCCACGACGUGCACGGCCACUACGGCGCCGACGAGUUGGACGGCAUGUCCCACAACCUGUACGCCACGCUGAGGCCACCCAGGAGCCGCCCGCCGCCCCAGGCCAACGAGCAGGUCGCCAAGAACCAGAAGGCUGCGGUGGCCGAGCACUUGAGAGGCUGGUACCAUCGCAACGCCGCUCACAAGCAGCCCGCGUACACCUACGACUACGACAGGGGCUCCCAGCAGAGCCUGGGCUAUCAGACCAUGGCCGCACCGCACAGCCGGAACAUCUCCUACUCGGUGUCCUCCGGUACGUCCAGUGUGAACUGGCGAGGCACCAUGAGUGUUGGUGGCGGUAUGUCGGAAUACAACAUGCCUGUGCACGCGCCGCAGUCCUUCGCCUACAGCACAACCCCCUACACCCACUCCGCCCACAACAGAUGUCCCACAGAGUUUGAGUGGCGGAGCCGUGAUAAGAUGGCGCGCCCCGCGCAGCCUUUAGAGAGGUGUGGGGCUGUUGCCUAUGCUACUGACCAGGAAAAAUUAACCCCGCUCCCCCCAAUUAACAGUCGCAGCGCAGAAGAAAGGGUGAGAGAUGAGAAUGUAAAACUCUACCACACGGUUAACAUGGUGAUGGUGUGUCUUAAAAAAACAAACAUGUGUGUCAGGGACUAACAGAAAGCUCCAAAUCAGCUCCCAUUGAUCCGGCUGAUCCGUGCUUCAUUACUCUGGGUGUCUUGCGGUGGUGGGAGAGGAAAAAAUGUGACCCCCGGCUAUCUUCACAUUUGAAGGCUAUACGUUUGUUGUGAUGUCAGUGUGCAUCUGCUUUGUCAUUGGAUGAGAAUGUGUGACCCUUGAUGUACCUUAUUGUGAAACUGAGACUGAUAUUAAGGUGCCUGAAACACAUGAGGUAACUAAGCACCUGUCUGUCUGCUUUCGUUUGGUUUCCUGAGCUCGGCACUACUAAGCUGAUGUGACAUAGUUAAUUCAUGCUAAACCCCCGGUUAACCAGUCACACGCGGCCUUCCCUCUGGUCUCACCUGAUUUUAUCUGGUGUGCUUUUUACAGAUCCUACAUAGACGUUGGCCACAUGGACUCGCACAUCAGCCACCAAAUGCACACUGACCUGGAGCCCGAGGAGCAGAUCUGCUGGCACGAGGACUCAAAACCAGGAACAAUAGUGUAGCUGCCUGUUAACAGGCUGUAUUUGUUCUUCACCGUUGUGCCUUCUACUGCACUUACACAAGAGGAUCCACAGAAAGAAGGACCUUCAGGCCUCUCGUUUUAGAUUCCCUUGAAUGCAAACCGACCCUCCACCGUGUGACCCUCCACCGUGUGACCCUCCACCGUGUGACCCUAACAGGACGCAGCGUGGGAGCGUCCUCGUUGCCCAGUGUUUGUGGUGAUGGCCCACUGGAACUAGACCAGGACCUGCUGUGGAGCGCGUGGCAUAAGGCUGAGGGGGCUUUGGACCGAAGGUCUUCAGGGUUUCACAAACCAGGCAUCGUGAGCCACACGCUUGUAUGAACACUGUAACCAUGAAGGAUUGGGCAAGCUUUGGUAAGGACAUUAUCAAACAAUGAAGAAUUAAAGUCCGGAUGACGGCUACUUCCUGGAACGUCCCGCCGAUGCAGUUUUAUCAUGGCAGAGCUAGUAACUACAUCAGUGUACUCUAGUACUCGGCUUUUACAAAGUAUUCAGUACUUAAUUCAAUACAAUUGAGCCAGAAGCUUGAGUGUUACCUAAAGUCACAAACUUUGAUGUCACUGCCACGUCUGAUCGGUCACUGCAGGAAGAAUAUUUUAUUGUAACAUGGUUAUUUUGUCCAUGCUGGAAAUCAUGGAGUGGUGCUCAGUUUCAGUUUGUAAAUGUUGGUAUUGUAAAUACACUAGUUCUGUCUUUUUUAAAGCGAUUUUAUGUAUUUGAAAAGCAUGUAAUAUAUAUAGUAAGCAACUGAUGUUAAGCUGGGUCUUAGUAAUUGUACAAUUUAGAUUUGUUUGAAUAAAAAAAUAAAUCAGCUUUUGAAUCAUA
Messenger RNA from Pungitius pungitius (ninespine stickleback), 4590 nucleotides. RefSeq names its product FERM domain containing 4Ba (gene frmd4ba). Gene Ontology annotation, molecular function: cytoskeletal protein binding. Lineage: Eukaryota; Metazoa; Chordata; Actinopteri; Perciformes; Gasterosteidae. Gene Ontology annotation, cellular component: bicellular tight junction; cytoskeleton; adherens junction. The transcript has 23 exons. The record is from RefSeq and is a predicted model, not a curated record. The coding region runs from base 43 to 3234 and encodes 1063 amino acids. Gene Ontology annotation, biological process: establishment of epithelial cell polarity.